GUUACCCUAAGCCAGCCCCAAAAACCAACCCUAAGAAUUCCAACUAAAACUAAAAACUGAUCAGGAAUCUCUCUCUCUCUCUCUCUCUCUCUCUCUGUGAAUCUUACAAUUACAGUCUCUCUGUGUCUCCAUUGACAAGGGUUUUCUAUAUAUACAAACGCUUAGCUAUACAUACAUACAUAUAUAUAUAUAUAUAGAUAUACAAUGGGAAGAGAGAGAGAGGUGGCUCAAAAGCAGCAGCAGUCGGCGACGUCGUUCACGGUGGAGCAGCUCGUGGCCGUCAAUCCCUACAAUCCUGACAUCCUUCCCGAUCUCGAAAACUACGUCAACGAGCAGGUUUCAUCACAAACAUACAGUCUGGAUGCAAAUCUUUGCCUCCUUCGUCUCUAUCAGUUUGAACCAGAGCGAAUGAGUACCCAAAUUGUUGCCCGCAUUUUGGUCAAGGCUCUUAUGGCAAUGCCUGCCCCAGAUUUCAGCCUGUGCCUCUUUUUAAUCCCCGAACGAGUGCAAAUGGAGGAACAGUUCAAGACACUAAUUGUUCUUUCACACUAUUUGGAGACUGCAAGAUUUCGUCAGUUCUGGGACGAAGCAGCUAAAAGUCGUCACCUUGUCGAAGUUGUGCCUGGUUUUGAGCAAGCAGUCCAAGCCUAUGCAAUUCAUGUCCUUUCGCUGACUUACCAAAAGGUUCCAAGGUCUAUUCUUGCUGAGGCUAUCAAUAUUGAAGGGCUUUCCCUGGACAAAUUCCUGGAGCAUCAGGUAGUGAACUGCGGUUGGAUACUCGAGAAGGGUCAAGGCAGGGGCCAACUCAUUGUCCUACCACGCAAUGAGUUCAACCAUCCGGAGUUGAAGAAGAACGGUGCAGAUAGCAUUCCAUUGGAGCACAUUACCCGUAUCUUUCCCAUCCUUGGCUGAACUAUAACUAUCUGUUCAGAGAGGGCUUUUGAACUUCUUUUUUAGUUCUCCUUUACUUUUGAAGUGUUGGUUGGAUUGGGUUAUUAGUAUUUAUUGGGCUGAGUUGCAGCACCUCCCCUUCAUCCGCAGGCACUAAGAUGUUGAAUUUUGGCGACUCUUCAGCUUUUAUUUUAUACUCAAGUAACUUAUUAGUUCAGUGCCUUGAAAAAGUGUUGGAAAUGGUUAAUAAACUGUUUCAUGGAUUAUGAUUUUAAUUUUGAUUUUGCGUA
This is a messenger RNA of Camellia sinensis, 1181 nucleotides long. It is a transcript of the gene EIF3K, whose product is annotated as eukaryotic translation initiation factor 3K. Gene Ontology annotation, biological process: regulation of translational initiation. The record is from RefSeq and is a predicted model, not a curated record. Gene Ontology annotation, molecular function: translation initiation factor activity; ribosome binding. Gene Ontology annotation, cellular component: cytoplasm; eukaryotic translation initiation factor 3 complex. Lineage: Eukaryota; Viridiplantae; Streptophyta; Magnoliopsida; Ericales; Theaceae.